GUUCUAGAAAAGUCAGUGCUAGCCGUCAGAGUCAAUUUGAGGGAGUAAAUGCCAACGCUUGCUGUUGCAGGCUUUCAACUUUGGGUACGCGAAUGCCAUCACGUGCAGUUAGUGCUAGCUAAACACUGCAGCUACUGUAGCUAUACCUAGCCAUGUUUUGAUUUACUUUACUAGCAUUGUGACAAUGAGCUUUCAGUCUGGAGCCCAAGUCCAUUGCAGCUCAAUCCACAACAGGAUGGUGCUAUCCAGUGAUGAAGAGACUGAAACACCGCCCUCCACCAGGAUGGACUUUUCAUCCCCAGAGACUGCCCAGUCCGCUCCAUCCACAUCUAGUGGCAGCAUUGAAAUGGCUAAGGAUAAUGAUACCACCAGUUUUGACUUUGACAGUAAACCCUCAAAAAUCAGACUACCCAGGAAGAUGCUUAUGAAAGAUCUGCUUGGGGAAUUGGCCAAACAGAAAAAAAGCAAACAAGAUGAUGCUUCAUCCAUUCCUUCUAAAAAGAUGCCUUGGGCUGUGUCUGAAGUCACUGCGUCGUGUCGAUUUGUGAGAGUGGGGACAAUGCCGCUUACUAUUCAAAAGCCAGUCACAUUUACAACAGAAAACAUCAGGAUAGACGAUCAAGUGUGUGUGCAGGCAUCUACUGUUGUCAGCUGUGAGAUGUGCUUCUCCAAGAGGCUUCCCUCCCUCCUUCUGAAGGCCACCCCUGCCGAGUGUCUCCGGCUGUGCUACCUGCUCAAGAUGUCCCGCUCCCAUGGAGGCACCUGGGUCGACAGCAACAGCCCAAAUCUUGGAGAGAACUACAUCAUCCUGGUGUUUAAGGGUUCGCUACCAGAACAGGACGAAGUCCUGCUGAAGGAUAUCUUAACAGAGAUCGGGAGAGCAGAAGGGGUGGAUGACUUUAUAAGCGAGAUUACGUUUGAGGAAGCCAACAAGAUACUGAUGCAUGGCAAGAAAGAUUCCCCUAAGGACCAGAGCUGCACUUCCCAGUCUCUGCUGCCAGACUGUCACGUCUCCUUGCCAAAGAUUUCCGCCACUGCACGGUUCCCCCCACAGUUUCAUCCUAAAACAUUUCAGCAGAUGUUUUUGGACACCUUUUCGACACAAACUCAGCCUGUUUCAGUAGCUCAGCAGAAGGACUCCAAAGGGGUUUCCCACCUGCUAAAGAAAAAGGCACCUGAACGCUGUUUGCGCUCCAAUACACGAGCAUCCUACCCAACAUGCCUUUCUGACGGCAAUGAUGAAAACAAUGACGUAGUGGAGGUCCUUCCGGUCUUCUCUGACCCUGUCCAGAGGUUGGUCCUGUACCCCCCUCCUCCAGCCAGAGGGGGCAUAUCUGUCACCAACGAAGACCUUCACUGUCUCAACCAAGGAGAGUUCCUCAAUGAUGUCAUCAUUGACUUUUACCUCAAGUACCUGAUGUUGAAAGAGGAGAAUGCGAUGAGGAGCCAUGUGUUCAGCUCCUUCUUUUACAAGAGGCUGACUCAGACAGAGCAGGGACAAGCCCAGGCGCCGGAGAAUCUACUUGAAAGGAAGUUGAGACACAGUCGAGUGAGAACCUGGACCAGAAAUGUGGAUCUCUUCCAGAAGGAUUUCAUUUUUGUCCCCAUUAAUGAAUCUGCCCACUGGUUCCUGGCAGUCAUCUGCUUCCCAGACCUGGCGGGUGCCCAAUCUGACCCUGGGCCUCCCAGCCCCUCACCUCUCUCUUCAGCCUCCCCUCAAUGGCCCAGCCCGGGGCCUCUCUCCACCUUCCAACAGGAGGAUGAUGAGGAAGAGCCCAGCUGUCUAGAUCAGGGCUUCCUGUCAAGUUUCACCCCUCCAGGCCCCAACCCCAUGUCACUGUUCUUUCGCCCCAUGAACAGCAUUGCUACAAGCUACCCGGACCCUGGCUCCAGCCCUGGCUCUUUUCCUGAGGGUGACUUGACAAUAGGGUUUAGUCUGAGGGUGUGUUCAGACCUGCAGGAGAAGGAGAUGGGGACAGGUGUGAGAGAGCUCGGUGUGAACUCCUACACGCUGACCACUGGACAGAAGGCUCGUCAGACAGAUCGAAAUCAUGACUUUUUUGAUGUCACCCCCAAAGCUGCAACGCAUAGACGACCCUGCAUCCUAAUAAUGGAUUCCCUCAGCGGCAAUGGCAGAUUGGAUGUUGUGAAGAUCCUGCAAGAGUACUUAGAGGUGGAAUGGGAGCUGAGAAAGGGGACUAAGAGAAGGUUCUGCAGAGACACCAUGAGAGGUUCCAACCCUCGUGUUCCCCAGCAGGAUAACUACAGUGACUGUGGAGUCUACCUGCUCCAGUACGUGGAGAGCUUCUUCCAGAAUCCCCCACAGAGUUUUGAGCAACCCAUGGACUUAAGUAAAUGGUUUCCACUAAAACGAGUGAAGAGAAAGCGAGCAGAAAUCAAGGAGCUCAUUGUCAAAAUUCACCAGCAGCAGGAGAGUGGAGUGACAGCUAAUCACCACAGGAGGGACACCUUUCCUUAUUUAAAAUGAACAGCACUUUCUUUACAUUACAUGAAUUGGUAGUUACUAACCAGAGUUCAUCUUGUAGUACUUUUCUCUGAUUUGUAUUCUGCCAUUGUCCACUUGUCCAUUUUUUGUAUGCCUUUUCCUUUAAUGGUAGCACUUGUUAAAUAUGUUCACUGUUAAGGUUUUUAUAAUUGGCAGUUUACUUUCCUUGGCUGGAGAUGACCUAUGACCCUAAGUUGUUACUUUUAUAAAUAAUCAAAUGAAAAGAAGAAAAAUAAAUAGGUGUGGUUUUGUUGUAAAUUGUCAGCACCCAUUAUUAAG
This is a messenger RNA of Osmerus eperlanus (European smelt), 2785 nucleotides long. RefSeq names its product SUMO specific peptidase 6b (gene senp6b). Bases 185 to 2488 code for a protein of 767 amino acids. Gene Ontology annotation, biological process: protein desumoylation; proteolysis. The transcript is spliced from 15 exons. Lineage: Eukaryota; Metazoa; Chordata; Actinopteri; Osmeriformes; Osmeridae. Gene Ontology annotation, cellular component: cytoplasm; nucleus. The record is from RefSeq and is a predicted model, not a curated record. Gene Ontology annotation, molecular function: SUMO-specific endopeptidase activity.